AUGUCUGGGGAUGGAGCACAGACAAGUGAUUCGGCCAAACUAAUCGAAUACUUGCUUAGUGAUCUCCGAAGUCUAUCCACAGAAGCCAAGAAGAAGCACACUCAUGUGAAAGAUGCAGCGGAAUCCUGUCUGGUCAAGGUCAGGAACAUCUCCACCAACUCACAACCUCAUUCCCUCCUCCAGAAUAUGAGAUCUGGAUGUAAUGAAAUCCUUCAUCCAAUGAUUCUUGGAUGUAGCACCAGAGUGCCCAAACUUGUCCAGAUAUCGCUUCAAGGGAUUCAACAUAUGUUACAGUACAGAGUUGUCUCUCCGGUAAGGGUGGUAUUAUUUAUUUGAUCGUUUCUCUUUAGAAUUCAGCUUCAACCAUUGUAAACGAGCUAUGGAAUCUGGCAGAGAAUGAAUGCGAAGAGUUGAGAGUACUGCAGACGGUAACCUCAUUUGUGAAUUCUGAACUUUUGGUUACGGAUGGUGCCUUGGCCAGAUGUAUUGUCCUCUCCAUCAAGCUCAACUUUUCCAAAGAUCCCUCAGUUAUAAACGCGGCCAAUGCUGCAGUCAGACAAUUGUUUAGUUGUGUAUUCGAAAGAGUGAUCCAAGAAGAUGGCAUGAAAGGUGCCGAGAUGACCAUAGUCUCCGAGAUCGUCCGGGAACAUUCCAGCCAAGCCCCACCUACGCUUAGACCAUGUGCUGCUGACGGAUACAUGUUACUUAGGGUGAGAAUGAAUGAUUGUCGCUUAUUUUUUCUAGGAUUUAUGUGCAUUGGUCAAAAGGGAACAACCGGUAUGGCUUGAAGGCGUUCAGAGGAUCACUCUUACGCUAUCAUUGGAGCUUUUGGAGGCGAUUCUAAAAAAUUACCCUUCCAUUUUCUUUAAACACGCAGAAUAUGCGGAUCUCCUCAAGAAUUCUAUAUGCCCCCAACUAGUCAAAUUGUUCGCUCAAGACAAAGACGUCAAAGUAAGUGAGAUUAUGUGUGGAUUUAUGCCUUGUUUCGAAGAGAUUGUGCAUAAAAGUUUAGGUGGUUUCUCAGCUUUCUUCGCGUGAUGCACAGUACGCGGCGGCCCAAUUGAAUCGACGGUCGGUAUCGUCGCUUUCCUCAGCUUCCAUUCAGUCAAAUUCAAGUCAACGUCCUUAUUUUUCGGUGAUUAUGAGAGCUCUGCGGAUAACUUAUAUCCUCAUCUCCUUUUAUCACAAGGUUUUGGUAAGUUAAACAUGCAUUUGGUUGAUAAUAUGUUGUAGGCUCUUCAAUGUGAAAUCCUAAUUUCUUUCCUCCUGGAGCUUUUGUCUCAAGAGCAUUCCGUUUGGCAAUCCGCAGUUUCCCUAGAAGUUCUCCAUCGAUUAACAGUCCAGCCCGAACUCAUGGGAUGGCUCUGCGAAAAUUUUGAUAUGAAAUCAGAUUCGACUCCAUUGGUGGCUAAUAUCCUCGCAAAACUUAAAGGAUUUAUUCUAAAGACUUUGGAGGCAGCUUCCAUCGAUGAAACUCUCAAAGAAAAAGAGAAUCAAUCAUUAAAUACGUUUGGACAGACCGGAUUCGUCUUCAAUGGAGCUUUCAUCCCACUUAAUGAGAACUUGUCAGCAAAAAGAUGGAUGAUGUAAAUAAUAAAAAUUUUUGUUUUAUAUUUUUAGAUUGGAAUGGUUGGAUAAACAUGACCCGGCUAGUGUUCCUGAAGGCUACAACCUUUCCGUUGCCUACUUCAGUUUGGUCGAUCUUACGCAUAGUAUCUACGCCGUUGUAGAAGAGGAUAAUUCACCCUCGUAUUCACUUCAAAAUAAGCCGACCGAAUCACAAAGGAAGUCAGAAGUGGCUUCACAAUUGUAUCUAUCAUCAUAUAAGAAGUUGAUCGAAGGAUUAACCUUACUGUUGGAAUGUAGUAUCGAUGAUUCAAUAACUGAAGCCGUUCUGAAUUGCCUAUCAACCAUUAUGGUAAUGGGAUGUAAAGUUGGGAACAGCGAGGCCAGAGAUGCUACUGUAAGGGCUAUCUGCAAAGCUUCAUUACCUCAUGGAUACUUUGGAAACUAUGUUGAACCAUGCAGUCCAGCGAAUAUUGAAAAGCACCGGGAAGGAGAGAACAAUAAUAUUAAUCAACAUGGAAAGAGUAAGAAGUUUGAUUCAGUGUCAUUGAUUGUUUUAGAUAAGAAUUUAGAAGAAUCAGCUGUUAUUGGAGAGCCAAGUCAAGUGGUAGUAAUGAGCACAGUAUGCCCAGUUCCUUCACUGACGUCUGCCCAAGCCAAUUUAAAUGUAAUGUUAACCGCGAAGAACCUUCAAGUAGGGAGAUUGUUGAUAAAUGCGGUUCAAAGUUGUGGGGAUCGGUUGUUGGACUCGUGGGAAGUUGUUCUGGCUACUCUGCAACACUUCUUCUGGAUAUUAGGGAUCAAACCCACACCAAAUGGAGCCUUCAAAGUCGAUACAUCGGCUGAAGGAAUAUCUGCCACAAAUGGAGGCGCAAUCGUUACAACGGCCGUGUCAUCCGAAUUACCGGAGCUAAACUCGUUGCUGAACAAAUUGUUCGAGUCCACUUCGGGAUACGACGAGACAUCACUUCAUUAUGUUAUUGCUGGCUUAUCCAAGUUAUCAAACGAUUCAAUGAUUGUGGGGAGUCAGAAUCCAUCCAAAGAACCGUCUCUUUUUCCGCUGGCAAGGUUGCUUCAAACAGCCGAGAAUAAUCUGAAAAGGUUUACCAUCUUCUGGCGGCCAAUAACAUCUCAUCUUUUGGAGGUAAGAAAUUUUAAUUAUAGUCAAACACGGAGUUUAGAUUUGUGUCCAUCCGAAUGCGAUCUUGAGAGACUGGGGAUCCGUUUGUCUAACUUCGUUAAUUAAGAAUGCUCUGAAUUCUUUGGGAGAUGGAAAGGACGAGGAAGAACAGCAUGUUGUGGUAAGCCUUUGAGUAAGAUGUUGAAUCCUUCAUUUUUAGAAGCAAGAACAAUUGAUAAUGAACCCUCUGGCCAUGAUGAGUGACUCAGAAUACGUAGACGUCCGAUCCAAGCAGCUGGACUGUCUACUUAAUGUAUUACAGUCAGACAGACAUCAUUUACAUCCCCAAUUAUGGCCUACUGUUAUCGAAAUUGUGACUACGGUGGUAGAUCAGAGAACGAUUGCAAAUGCCGAGCUGGUUGAUCAGGGUUUUGGAAUUGUGAAAUUGAUGAUCAAGGAGUUUCUGAGUGGGUUGCCUCUCGAAUGUGUGCAGUUGGUGGUGGAGACGGACUCCAAGUAUGGGCAUCAACAGCUCAACAUGAAUAUAUCAUUGGCGGCUGUCGGAUUGCUGGUAAGACGACUGUAAUCAUGUUAUUUUUUGUUUAGUGGGAUAUCUCCGAUUUUGUCAGCGGCAUUGGGCACACUGAAGGCAGCGAUAAUGUGGAAAAAAUGUGGCUGGUCAUCUACAACUGUCUAAGUGAGCUGUGCGUGGAUGCCAGACCUCCAGUCAGGAAGUCAGCUUGCGAUACCCUCCUUCAAACAGUCGCUGCUCAUGGCCACACUUUGAAGGCGAACACUUGGUCCCAUAUGGUGUGGAAGGUGAGAGGCGGUAUAGUUGACGUUUAUACAUUUGUAGAUUUUAUUCCCGAUGUUGGACAAGGUCCGUGUGGAGACAAAGAAUGCAUCCACUAAGAGAUCGGACUCCUCAGCUCUUGGUGCACCCAAUAUGAUCCUUCAUCAUUCCAGAGAUACCGAAUCCAAACAGUGGGCGGAGACUACAGUAAGAACCCUUGGUGGGGUUGUUAAAAUAUUCAACGCCCAGAGGAAUACAUUGCUUGAAUUAGGUCUGUUUUAAAGUCUAUUUCUAUGUUACUUUAGAUACAUUCGAGAACUCCUGGAAGACUUUGUUGACGUUUAUCGAAUAUGUGGCCGGGACGGAUAACAGCGAGAUGUCUCUGGCUGCUUUGAAGAAUUUCCAAGAAUUGCUAUUUGGCCGGGCUCAAAGUGGCGCCAAUCCUAAGAAAAAGAAGAAUGGGUAAGAUUGAGAAGGGGUUUUUAUUGUUCUUUUAGAUCUGUCGGCGAGGAACAAGCGUUGCCGUUACCCGAGAAGUUGUGGAUGAUCUCGUGGAGGGCCUUCACCAAUAUUUCCAAAGCAAUUACAUCUCCGACCAUCCCCGAGGCGUCCCUUUCGACGGUUGAUGUGAUGACAUCUGCUUCGGAAUAUCCAAAGCAUUUCAUUCCGGGAACGUUCCACUUUACCACCUUGUUAUCUGCAUUCCAGCCGUUGUUCUAUCGAGUUUGCAAAAGAUUAGAGCCGAAUGAUGUUGGCAAAGAUGGAAUUUUGGCCAUUUUCAAGGUUUGUGGAACAGUGUUUUGAUAAAUUUUUCGGUUUUUUUUGUGGAUAAAGAUGUGAGUCGUAUGAGUUUAUUCGAAAGCUUUCUUUGGUUUUAUGAACUUUAAUGUGUCCGUUCUUAUCAAGCCCUGGCCAAGUCGGAGGAGCCAUUUAUCGGCGGAAACAUUUAUCGGCUUUUUGAUGGCAUGAACUUCAAAAAAGACGGCAAAUUUCUCCGCCAAACGUUGUAAUUUCCAGGAGAAGUCAAGAACAGUUUUCGUCUGAAUUUUAAAAAGAAAUAUCAAUUCAUAAAGCAAAAGAAUUUUUCGAGUGACUUGACAGAUCUGACAGAUAUCCGAAAGAAUUUUUUGGUAUAUUUCUGAACAUCGUUUCGUUGAGAUAUAACUUUUCAUUCGUUUAGCGAAUAGUGAGCACCCCAAUGUCCCCAGACCAAGGCCCUUUUAUGAUGACCACGCAGAACUCUGAAAUCAACCCAUCGCAAGAAUGUAUUUUGGAUUGUGUCUAUGUCAUUUUUCAGGUAAAUUAUUAUUAUUUUGGUGCACCAUCAGCUGAUGUGUAGCAUUUUUUUUUGCUUUGUAGGAGCAAACUGAACCCAACUCGAAACUGCGCCCCGCCAUUCCUGAUCUUCUAAAGAUGCUACUCGAAUUUGUUGGAUUCUCAAUUCGGCCACCAGUUUCUGGGUUUGUUCAAAAGGAUAAGCAAGUCAAUUGGGCCCAACAAAACUUGAUUUCCUUCGCUGAGUUGUCCCUGAGAACUUCCGUCGCCUACUUCUCUAAAGUUUACAACUUCCCUGAGGUACUGCAACAGCUGGUGUUUGUGGACUUUAUUCAUGUAAGUUUGGGUGAAAACCUAUUAUAGAUAUUUUUUGUGUCUUUAUCUGAGGACUUUUGUUAUAGGCCAUCCGAGAACCCUUAUCCCAAAAAUAUCAGUGCCCCAGCCAGACGACCUGGAAGAUCGCGGCCAAUUUCUUAAUCCAAGUCUGCGGAAUUGGUCUUCCUAUGGCUCGAGAUAAUGGUAGGGUUCUUUUGUCUUACUGUUAUAUAACCACUUUUUUAGCUCUUAAAUUCUCUACGCUUUGGCCUGUUUUGGCUGAUACCAUCGAAGGUUUUCUCUUUACAAAAACAAAAUCAGAGACCCCGUUGAGUGCUGAUGAGAGAAAACGUCACGAAUACAUUGAUUGUCAAGUCAUUGAACUGAUUCGAGUAGAAAUCUUACCGUAUGCCUCUCAAUUGCCCCGCGAGUUUAUGCAACGAGUCAUCGAAAUCUUGAAUCGGGGCUCGAUUAACACGAUGGAUCCCAAUGACGUUUUGGGUAAGUCUGAGCGUGUGCAUUCACCCCUUCGUUGAGGACAUACUGCUUGAAUAUUAGGUAGCACCAGGCUUUACUAAUUCGUCCCCUUCGCUUUAGCAUUUUAGUGUGACAUACUUUCGGUUCAGGGAUAAUAUUUCCGAGACUAUGAUUUAGCUUCAGACUCCUUCCAACAACGAGCAGAUCUCUCCCGCGUUUGUUUCGACGCCUUGUUAUCGAUGAGUAAAGGCGGUGAGGAUGAAAAUGGGAAGAAAAACUCGGUUCUGAACUCGCUGGGGUCGGCCGCAAUCUCAUCGUUGCUAAAUCGAUGUAAACAAGUAAGUCUGGAUGUAACAGAUUGAUAAAUGUUUAAUUUUAGUGGUCUUAAAAUUUUGUUUUAGGUCCUAAACAACUAUGCUCGUGAUGAACAAGGUGCGGGCCAUUUCCGUCUUCCCCAGGAGAGAAUAUUCGAAAUGAUUUCUGUUCUGAGAGCUAUCUCGACUCUGAUCGAUGGCCUCACCAAACAUCCCGAGGCGGUGCAUUCCUCCCUAUAUCAACACCUUGUCAGUCUUCAUCCCAAUCUUGUGCAACUGAUCCCCUCUUGUCGUAGCGAUCAACAGAUCGAACUGGCCUUAAUGACCGCCCUCAACUCGUAUCAGACCCUCCUUCUUAUCAAUAUCCACAACAGAAACCUGUAA
This is a messenger RNA of Bursaphelenchus xylophilus (pine wood nematode), 6244 nucleotides long. The record is from the annotation of a GenBank genome assembly. NCBI's taxonomy places the organism in Eukaryota, Metazoa, Nematoda, Chromadorea, Rhabditida, Aphelenchoididae.